AUGGAGACUGAACUGCUCCACCUGUUCAACCUUUCCUAUGUCUUCCGCGCCGUCCCAGCUGCUUGGAAAACGGCCACGAUAGUCCCCAUCCCGAAAGCCGGAGACACCACGCAGCACCGCCCAAUAUCCCUCCUCAACUGCCUGGGCAAGACCAUGGAGCGGAUCCUUCAUUCCCGCUUGGAAUGGGCGCUGGGUCCCCUCCACCACCACCUGUUCGCCUUCCGCCGGGCCAGAGGCACGAGGGAGUGUGUGUCGAUCCUCUUAUCCAGCAUCACUGGCUGCAAGGCGGUCGUAGUGUUCCUCGACCUCGAGAAGGCCUUUGAACUAGCCUCCACGCCGGCCAUUCUCUCGACCCAAGCAGCAAAAGGCGUUCAUGGCCGCCUCCUCAGCUGGGUUGGGGAUUAUCUCCAGGGACGCACUACUUCUGUACGCUACCAGGGCACAACAUCUGGCGUGCAGUCCUUCGACAACGGGACUCCGCAAGGGGGCAUCCUCAGCCCUCUGCUAUUCAAUCUCCUUGUAGAGCACCUUGUCGCCCUCCACACGAAUGAGCAAGUCAGAGUUCUGAGUUAUGCGGACGACAUUGCCAUCGUCGCUUCCGGAUCCCGCCACGUGUCUCGAGCUCGCGCCAUGCUUCGCCGCCUCCUUGACUCCUGCUCCCUCCUUGGCCUUGUCCCCAACCCGACGAAGACAAAGGCCAUGGCCUUCCGGUACUCCACCCCUCCGGCGCCUUUCCUCGUGAACGACGUGCCAGUCCCCUGGGUUCCCCACUUCACAUACCUGGGGAUGGUGAUCGACUCCCGCCUCUCCUUCCGACCUUAUGUGGCCUCCAUUCGGGUCAAAAUUAUGGCCAGAGUCAACACGAUGAGGGCCUUGGCUGGGCGCUCAUGCGGGGCGAACGACCGAGUCCUCCGCUCCUACUACGUGAGCGCUGUCCGCUCCUGCUUGGACUACGCCACACCGUGUCUCUUGACAGUGCCUCCCGCAUCCCUUGAACCCAUUGAGACCGCCCAAAACUCCGCUCUCAGGACACUCCUUGGCGCACCUCGCUGGACGAAGUGCAUCUGCCUGCGAACGGAGGCCUUCAUAUGCCCUGUCACCGAGAGGGUCCGGCUCGGUCUCGUCCUCCUGAUUACUCUGCUGCGUCGGCCAGAGGCAGCCCCCCUCGCGGUGCGGGUGCGACGGUCCCUCCACCACGACCCCCGCCUCUUCCAUCGAGAAACAUGGCCGUUCGCCGUAGCUGGGCUCCUGGGUGUGCAUGGCCUGGCACACUUACUAACACCGCCCCCCGAUCUCCCUGUGCCGUCUUAUGUCUCCCCUCCUCCUUGGCGUCCCAGGCCGUUCGACCUCUCUCUGCGUCCUCUACCUGCCAAGAAGUCGCUGCUGCCCAACGAAGUCCUGAGGCGUGAAGCUGCGAGUCGGGUCACUGGUGCGCUGCCCCCUCAGACCGUGGUCUACUUCACUGACGGCUCUGUUCACCAUCUAACAGGGGCUGUUGGUGCUGCCUUUAUUGGUGGGGGGACCACGGCCUUAUUCCGCCUGGCCAAUGGCUGCUCCUCUACCCAGGCAGAAUUGGUAGCCAUCUCGAUGGCCCUCCUUCACGCGGAGGAGACUGUAGCGGGGCCUGUGGUUAUCCACAGUGACUCCAUGGCUGCUCUACAUGCCAUCAGCGGCGACCGAGUACCUGACAACAUCCGCCUCACCACCUCCAUCUGGCGAACACUAGAGGCCUUAGAAUCCACCGGCAGACGAGUUACCCUCAACUGGCUCCCUAGCCACUCUGGAGUAGGGGGUAAUGAUGCGGCUGACGCGGCGGCUAAGGAUGCAACCCUCCUCCCUGCGGUGACGAUCCACCUGCUACCCAACUUGGGCCUCCUCCGAACAACCAUGCUGUCCAAGGCCGGGCGUAGCAUAACUACUGACCUGGAGCACUCAGUAGCGGCGAACUCCCCAUCGAGCUCCUGGUACGCGGCCGCCACUGAUAUGGGACGCUGGCGACUGGAAGCCUCCCACCCUCGCCCCGUCAGUGUUCUCCUACACCGCCUCCGCUUGGGGUAUAAGUGCCUCUCCGAGCUCGACCCCGACGACAUCAGAUGGCGGGAAUGUGAGCACUGCGAGGAAGAGCAGGACUACCCGCUCCUGCACUACCUCCUCGAGUGCCCUGCUACUAGAGACCUAGCUGCUAACCCUGAAGGGCGAUCGGCCCCAGCACUCCUUUUCCAUCUGGGAGAGGAGGCCCUCGAACGCUUAGCAGUAAGCUACGCACCACCCAGAUAA
Eriocheir sinensis (Chinese mitten crab) is the source of this 2277-nucleotide messenger RNA. RefSeq lists its product as uncharacterized. NCBI's taxonomy places the organism in Eukaryota, Metazoa, Arthropoda, Malacostraca, Decapoda, Varunidae. The transcript has a single exon. The record is from RefSeq and is a predicted model, not a curated record. The coding region runs from base 1 to 2277 and encodes 758 amino acids. Gene Ontology annotation, molecular function: nucleic acid binding; RNA-DNA hybrid ribonuclease activity.